ACACAACGAGCCGUGUAUUUACCAGUCUGCCUUAGAUAGACCACCCUGCAGGAGCACUGACUUUGAAGCUCAUGGGACUAAACAUGGAGCUUUAAAUCAUCUGGAUUGGACCUUAAAUUAAGAAAAGUUCUUUUAAUACUCAGUUUGAGUAAAUCUGAAUUUUUCUAUCCUGUUUCUGUUUUUUCUUUUUCAUAUUUACUGCUGAUCUGGAGACACACUCCCCCGUGAAUGCUGAGGUCGGUGCAUGUCCCUCAGAAACAAGGAAGUGAAGUGGUAACCAUGUGGAUCCCGACUCCCAGCAUGACUCUCCCUCAGCGGGUGGUGCUGUAUGGGACCUGUAUGCUGGCGUUGAUGAACUCUGUGGGCCUCCUGGUUCUCCUGGUCCAGCAGAACCAGCAGCGUGUGUUACUGGAGCAGGCAGAGGGGAGGCUGACGGAGGUGCAGCAGAGCUCGGUGGUGGAGUUCAUCCAGGAGGUGCCGAGAGGGGCGGCAGGGCUGAGAGCGAGCAUGGUGGACCAGCCUAAGUACCAGUACCAGUACUCCAGGAACAAGAGGAGCGAGGAGCUGGAGAAGGAGCUGCAGCAGGAGCUUCACCAGGAGGAGGUCGUGGAGGAGCAGGAGGUCAGCCAGGAGGUGGGAGAGGAGACAGAGAUGAAGAUGAAGAAUGAAGUGAAGCACAAACACGGACAGACUUACCAUAAAGCGCACGUGCAGGAUGACAUGAUGAUGAUGAUGACCUACUCCAUGGUGCCGGUGAGCAAAUCAAACCUGCAGGUGGAACUUAGACUUAUGGUCCACGAUGAUGGUGGAUAUCACCUGUUUAAACUAAGUAGCUGGUCAGGCCUGGGACCAUUACAAAACGUUAGUUAGUUAGUUAGUUUAUUGUCCACAAGUGGAAAUUUGUCUUUAGUCUCAUCGUGUACAAAAAACAGAUCAACAACAGAAAGGACAGCAGCAACAGAAACAUAACAAAUACACACAAAACAUCUUGGCAGCAAAAGAGGGAGGACAACAGUGGCAGGUACUGUAUGUAACACAGAUCUAACGGAACAUAGGCCUACUAUCAUUCAGUGCCCUGAUGGCGUUAGGAAUGAAUAUGUUUUUGAAGAGGUCACAAUUUGCCUAAGGUACUUGAUAACGUCUGCCUGAACGGAGUAUAACGAACUCACUGUACAGUGGGUGAGAAGGAUCAUUUACUAUCUUAACAGCUUUUUCCUAAUCACAUCCUUGUAGAGCUUAAGUGUUUCUGUUGCUUCCCUAUGAUUUCAGGUUUAGUUUGAGUUGAAAGUCAUUUUUUAUUAUGUGUUUGAAAAUAAAACAAGAUAAUAUUGGCCUGAGGGUAAACUCUGCAUUAUUACAUAUCUUGUGAGUUCACAUUUUCAGCCUCAUAAAGAAAGGCUUGAAAAUGUUAAUUUUGUGAAAAGGUCCAACAGUUUAUUUUCCAAUGUUUCAAACCCUUAGUCACCGACAUUGUCCAAACUAAAUGUAUGAUUGUAUUCUUCAAAAACAGAUAUUAAGUUUAAAAAAAAAAAAAAAAGCAACAAAAGAAUCCUGUUUGAGGAUGUUUUACCCAUUAGACACAAGAAAACUUUAGCAGCGUUAAACUGAGAAACACACAAUUAGCCAAUGUUUCUGACAUUACAGCGAAAUACGCAGAGAGAAAAAUACAAUUAUCCUGUAACAUCAAAAUCCCUUUGUAUAAGUCCUGUUGAUACAAGAAAGUAUGAUUCGUUUGUUUUAACCUCAGAGACGGUACUGUUUAGACAAACUGAUUUGGCUGCUUUAAAGCUCCUGUGAUGAACUCUCAUUUUGUGUCAAUGGCGCCCCCUGUGGAUGAAGCUGUCUUUGCCUGUCUUGACCUCCACAUGAUUAAAUUGUGUCAUUUGCAAAAUAAUAAUAAUAAUAAAUAAAUAAAUACAACAUCCAGCAGACUUUUGACCAUAAAAUACACAAUUUAUUGUGACUAUUUCUAACUUUAAAAUCUUUAAAGCUCCUGUGAGUUUUUCAAGUUCAUGAAAUUGAUUUGAAUAUUAAUUAAUAACUUGUUAAAAUAUAAAAAGGCAAACAAGACUGUUACCAACAAGACUGAUGUGUUUUUCUGUUGUUGUUGUUAUUUUAACACCUGAAACUGGAGACAGUAGGCAGGUGUCAGUCAAGCAGCUAAAGAAAAAAGACCAGUUUUUAUACUUUUGACAUAAAACCUUUGAAUAAAUGACACAUUUGACUGUCGAUAACCAGCUAAAGUGAUCAUUUUUUGGCAGAAGACUCCAAUGGAAAAUAACUCACAGGAGCUUUAAUAAAUAAAAUAAAAAGGGAAAGAUUCUUAACAUAUUCAGUUAAGGUGAAAGGGGGGGCUACUUCUGCCCCAAGACCUCAAACUAAGUUGUUCCGGCCCUGGAGACAAACAUGAAAUUGAUCUAAAAUCCCUGUAUGUGAUUAACUUUGAUAUCUUUCUUUCUUUUUCAGAUCAAACUGCUGAUCGACAUUUGCAACAGCACCAAGGGAGUCUGUAUAGCUGGUACGUUUUACUCAGAGCUUUAUAAACCACUCCUGUCCAAAAUCUUCAUUUUUGUCCUCUAACAUCCUCAAAUCUUCUUUUCCAGGACCUCCAGGACCACCUGGUAAGUCAAGGCCUUACUGAGGAUCCAAAUCUAAAAUCUAGCCACUACUGUACAUCCCUUUUGUAGCUCAGUGACCCAAAUUUUCAGCGAAAGUGUUUCACAUUCAGCCCACGGUGAAGAUUUAUUUGUGCCACCGUAGGUUUGCCCGGUGCAGACGGUAUGCCCGGAUAUAAUGGGACUGAUGGCAUCCCAGGACUCAAUGGAGUGCCCGGGGCUGAUGGGAAAAGAGGAAAAAAAGGUAAGAAAAUAAGAAGGCUCUUCUCUUAUUUUACGCACCAUCCUUUUUUUAUUGUUACCCCAGGCAAUGUUUGCCAUUUUAGUGCAGGACUUCUGGUACAAUAUAACAGUCAAAGGGUUGAGUGUAACCUCAGGGUGAAGUACCAAAAUAUGAAGCAUGCACCGUCACUUUGAAUCAUGCACACACAAAGACACUCACACAAAACAAACUUAAAACAUCCUCAGUAUUCAUUAUUUACAAUGACAGUCGACUCUAUUCAUGAGACUUUCCUGUAAUUCAUCAGUGACUGAGGAGGCUGGAGCAGCUGCUUUUCUCUCACAUUCUCUGCUAAUGCUAUUCAUGUUUGUGGUUUUGGGCUGCAGCUAAAUGAAAAUCUUUCCUCCAUCAUCCUCCCACUUCACUCCAUUCUCCUCCUCAGUGGACACAUGAGUCAGCAGAGCAAGUCAAUGAAAGAGUUCAUGUUCCUGUAACAAUAGGGUGACGAUUAUGGAGGGUAUGAAUGCAGACUUAGAGGUGAAAUUCAUGAUGUUCUCAACAGGGCCGCCAGGUGAGACGGGAGAGCCGGGAGUAAAAGGUGAGCCUGGAGAGCCUGGUCCGCCUGGGGCGAAGGGACAGCCAUCCAACGACAUCAUCAUAGAGGGCGAGUAGAGUCCUCUUUUACACCCUGAAAAAUCGAGUGUUGAAUCCAAAUGUUGACAAAAGCGAGAAACCUUUACUUUUUCAUGGAGGAGGUUUAAAUGUAGUUUCCUCUCCUUUGACAGGUCCUCCUGGUCCUCCAGGUCCCCCAGGCCCUCCAGGACCUCCAGGUCCUCAGGGGCCAUCCAGAAUAAGACACCACAGAGCUAACCUUCAGGCGGCUCAGACACUCGGUAAGCGACUUUUGAAAUAAUAAUAUUAAUAAUAGUGCAUCAGAUUUUUAUAGCGCUUUUUUUGUCAGUGACCUAAAAGAGCUUUACAUUGGAUACAUCAUUCAUUCACUCACACAGUCACACCUUGGUGGUGCCAGUUUGCGCCCAUGGCCGCUCCGCCCACCAUAACACAACACUCACAAUCAUACACCAGUGGAGGACACACACUGUGAGCAUGGUGGGUUAAGUGUCUUGCCCAAGGACACAACGGACAGACUCGGGAUAGAGGGGAAUCGAACUGCCAACCUUCCAGUAUUGGCCGACUGCUCUACCUCCUGAGCUACUGCCACCCAUGAAUCUUCACUCAAAACAAAAAUCUCAGCCCUGAGCUCACAUGGAGGCAGUUUUGGAGAUUUCAGUCAUAACUUGUGAUGUUUCUCAGCAGAUCGAGUCAGACCUGUUAACUCAGGGUUGUAGGUGUUGAUACUUGAAUUGUACCGAGUCUUUGGUGAGACACUUUCAGAGGAAAAACUCCACUUCUGGUAGAAAACAGUGUGAUAUGAUCAGACGCUCCAGAGUAGGGACACAAUAUAGCUGGUAAUGAUUGCUCUGUUCCAGUAUGUGUGAAGAUAACAGAAAACAAACUAAUCCUGACAGGGCUGGUACACGCUGUUCCAAACGAUGAAACUUCUCCUGUUAAAGAGGCGUCAAAACUGCACGAGAAGUCUACCAAGAAGAACGGUGAGUUCACCUGAAGGUUUGCUUCUUAUCGUGUAUGUAAAGUGUUAGAGCUUUGAUCAUGUAACGUUGUUUGUUCGCCUCAGAGUGCCUGAUCAAGUCACUGAUCAACCCCAGGAAUGUGGCGAAGAUGGAGAGCACGUUUGGCACCUGGAUGAAGGACACCGCACGACUGCACGAUGAGAGGAUAUGGGUGGCAGAGCACUUCUCCGGUGAGUAAAAACAGAAACGAUGGAUAUAAAUCUUUUUGAGUCAGAGUCAGACUUUUUUAGUAACCUCUAAUGCUGCAUUGGUCUUUUCAACUCUUCUAGGUGUUUUUUUUUCUUCUGGUGUUCUUCAGCGGUCCUAUUGAUUAUUAGUCCAAACAGUACCUUUAAAAGCGUACUUUUUGUCACGUUUAGCUGUUAACUUUUUGCCUGUCCUCCUCCAGGUCGUGUGGUGAAGGAGUACUCAAGCAUCGCCUCCUUUCAGAACAACAGUAGUACUGCUGUGGAUGUCAGGAAGUUCUACCAAGGCUGUGGCCACACUGUUCACAACGGCUCCUUCUACUAUCACAUCGCUGGUACCUCCAGCAUCGGCAGGUACAGAGAGAGAGAAAUUGAUGCUUUUUACUUUUCAGUUCUCCUCCAGGUGAUCAACCUCCUCUUUGUGUCCUUCUAGGUUUGACUUUUCCACCAGGAAGUUUCGCACUCUGAGCAUAGAAAACGCUCUGUACCACAGCCUCGCCUACCUGCUCCAUAACUCCAAGACCUACUUCAAACUGGCGGCGGAUGAGAACGGCUUGUGGCUGAUCUUUGCCUCCAGUGUGGAUGAGAGCAUCAUGGUGGCCCAGCUGGAUGAAAAGACCUUCUCUGUGACAUCCUACAUCAACACCACCUACCCACGCAGCAAAGCUGGCAAUGCCUUCAUCGCGUGUGGCGUCCUGUACGUCACGGACACAAAGGACACCAGGAUCUCCUUCGCGUUCGACCUGCUUAAGGGGAAACCAGUGAACAUGACCUUUGACCUGAGGUCUCCGGUUGGAGUGCUGGCGAUGCUGUCCUACAGCCCGAAGGACAGACACCUGUAUGUGUGGGACAACGGCUCGGUCAGGCUGUAUGUGGUCCACUUCAUCUCUGACGAGUGAGCAUCAGAGUCUCACUGCGACACGACAGACGGACACGACUGCUAAAUUAUAAGAGUCAAUUAUGUCUUUGGACUCAGAUCUAUUUUAGACUUUUAGGGAAAAAAUUCAGUUUUAGGUCCUGCUAAUUUCACCUGUUCGAUCAAAGUGUUAAAAAUCAUUAUUUUCUUUUUUAGAGGAUUGUUUUUAUAUUUAAUUACUGCUGUAUGUGUAUCCUUUUUGCUCUGUUCAUGUACGAUUUUGUAGUUACUAACAGAGUGAACAAUUGAUGUGAUUUUGCAUCAGACUGUUUUACAUUGAUGCAAAUUUAAGUUAUAACAUAUUUGAAGUAUUUUUGCAUGACUUUUGUGUAUUUUUAUACUGUAGAUGCACGUUACCCUCCUCAUCGUCUUGCUCAACAUAGAGAAAAAAAAAACAACAGUGCCCAAUCCAGCUGAUGAAAUAAAAAGAAUUUAUUCACUUUACAAAGGUAAAACUCUGACCAUGACCUGUUCUCUCGCACACCUUCAGGCUCAAGUGCCCCAGUAAGCGUCUCCCCGUGAUAUUGGCUUCUUUUGCAUUAUUACAUGCACACACACACGCACACACACGCACGCACACACGCACCAGACACCAGUAGGACCAUCGGUAAAACACUUAAGUUACAUACAGUACACAUAGUGGGCAGAAAGAGGGAGAGAAACACAAAUCUCUUUAAUAAAUACCAAACAUACACUUAACAAAAGUUACAACUAAUCCAGCCGGUAUGAUACAAACCAAAAAUAAAGAAAUGCUUUCAUGUUUGUACAA
Molecule: messenger RNA, 6357 nt
Organism: Xyrichtys novacula (pearly razorfish)
Lineage: Eukaryota; Metazoa; Chordata; Actinopteri; Labriformes; Labridae
Source: the annotation of a GenBank genome assembly